This is a messenger RNA of Lathyrus oleraceus (garden pea), 633 nucleotides long. RefSeq lists its product as uncharacterized. Bases 1 to 633 code for a protein of 210 amino acids. The transcript is spliced from 3 exons. NCBI's taxonomy places the organism in Eukaryota, Viridiplantae, Streptophyta, Magnoliopsida, Fabales, Fabaceae. The record is from RefSeq and is a predicted model, not a curated record.
AUGGCAGAUCUUGAACAAGAGAAUGCUACCUAUAGGGAAACUUUGGCUCAAGUCCAAGGCAGAAUGUAUACCUUCCAAGGUAACAUGAACACUAUAUUGGAGUACCUUCAAGCUCAAAAGGCUACUACUUCCACUUCUGCUGCCAAUCCUGCUUCUGUUGUAGUUACUGAUGCCAUUGCCGUCACCACUUCCAUUGAUGCUGUUGUAGACACUGUGAUUCAGCAUGUGAAUUUGAAUCAAGGUGUUCAAAUACCUCCUCCUCAUCCUGGAACAUCUCCUGUUAUUGCACCUCCAUUUGUUUAUCCAGGGGCACCCUAUGCUCCACAUCAGAAUCAGUAUGGUCAGACUACUGGUCAGAUGAAUAGACAGGCAUACUACCGAUUACUAGAUGAGAGAAUCAGAGCUAUUGAAGGCUUCUCCGCUUAUGGUAUGGAUGCUAAGGACUUGUGUCUAGUUCCUAAUGUGGUGCUUCCUCCUAAGUUCAAAGUGCCAGACCUACCGAAACAUAAGGGUUUAAGCUGUCCAAGAAGUCAUGUCAUCAUGUACUGUAGGAAGAUGGCAUCCUACAUUGACAAUGGUGAUCUUCUUAUCCAUUGCUUCCAAGACAUCUUAUCUGGGGCAUCCUUAGACUAG